AUGAAGUUUGGCAGCCACACCACUGGCACCAGUCCGACGGCCUCUGCACCAACCACAUCCCCGCCCCCGGCGACCACACACACCAAGUCUCGGGCCGUGCCGGCCAAUUCUCGCGCCGCCGCACUUGCCACCCAAAGCGGCGACACGUCGACGACAGUCUCGUGGCCAGUAUCAUACCGCAACACUCUCCCGGGGCAAGAGGACGAUAUCCGACAAGAACUACGUCGGCCAAAAGCAAUUGGGGGGGCAUUUGAGCUGGCUGUCGACAACGAGCUCCUGUCCCAGUGCCCGUUCGAGGGCUGCGGCAAAGCCAAUCUCUCGGACGCCACUGCGUUGGCCGUCCACCUGUACACACAUCGUUCGGCAACAAUCUGCAAGAUCCGCUUGGACAACGGAUUACUGUGCGGUGUGCCUCUGCAUGACGAGAACGGCUCGAAGCACUUUGAGACGGUUCAUGGCAUGGUCGCUGUCCGCACUGUCUCCAGUCUCCCGUCAUCAACGUUGUACUGCAAAGCCUACUCGGUUUGGGCGGUUAGUCAAGCAGCCAUCAACGAGCACUCGGCUCAGGACCUCGCGGCCAUUCUCGCUGCGCUGACGGCCGACGCGCGCGCCAUCGCCUUUGACGCCGUUGACAAGUCGCUAUCGUCCAUGAACGUGUGCAGGUAUUGCCUCCAAGAUGCCUCAAUUCCUGCUCAUGACCGUGUGAACAUGUUCACAACGUCAACCGCUUGGGCCGUUCACAUGAACAAACACGUACUCAAGCUCCACAUGGAGGACCCGGACGCCCGCCACCCUUGCCCAUUCCCCACGUGCCCUGUUCCCGCCACGCUGUUAUGUGCUACCGACCUGCCGGACCACAUUAUCUCGAGGCAUGGCAUCACCCUCGUCUACCGUCAGCGCGUUCGCCACCGGAGUCUGGAGGAAAAGCUCGACGGCCUGUACCUCCGCCAGCUCAAAGCCGUCGCCAAGGCCCUUCACAUCAAGACCAAGACUGGCACGACCGCGCACCUCAAGGCGGAUGUCGUGGCCGACAUUCUCAAGGGAGCUGGACCGACAGCGAUCGAGGUCGAGCUCCGCAAGCUGCCGUUGACUGCCGCCUCUACGCCCGUGUCCGCCCACAAGGCUGCCAUUCUCGGCCGAGUGCCCGCGCUACACAGCAAAGCUCACUUUCUUCUCAAGACCAAGGAGGAGCUCACUGAGCUGUGCGCGACUCUGCGCAUCUCGUGCUACAACGACGUGGCGGACAAGCACGGCAACCAAGGGUUCCUCGCGCAGCGCCUCGCGGCCCACUACGCCGGAAAAGUGCAGCCCAAGGGUCGCGUCAGCCGCAAGCGCAGGGCGGCCGAGGAAGCCGCCCAGGCCGACACCGACACCGAGACGGAGACCCACGCUGUCGAGGCCGAGUCCGCCAGCUCUCGCAAGCGUGUUGCCGCCGGCGAUCAAAGCUCCAGAACUUACGACACACCACCGCCCCCCCUCAACCAGCGAACCUUCCGCAAGUCGAGACUUGGACACAAGCCACUCGAUCCGUUUGUCCAGCACGGCGAGUGGGCAGCCUCAUCGUCUCUCGCGGGCCCAGGACCCUCGACUACUGCAGCGGCGGCCAUGCGUGACGACGAGGAUAUCCACGAGUUCACAAACGACAUCCCUGAGUGGGACAGCGAGCCCGUCCCCGACUUGUGA
Messenger RNA from Apiotrichum porosum, 1683 nucleotides. RefSeq lists its product as uncharacterized. Lineage: Eukaryota; Fungi; Basidiomycota; Tremellomycetes; Trichosporonales; Trichosporonaceae. The transcript is spliced from 2 exons. Bases 1 to 1683 code for a protein of 560 amino acids. The record is from RefSeq and is a predicted model, not a curated record.